AAUCUAAAAAUAUAUUAUACUUACAAAAAGAUAAAAAUGGGUCUUUUAUGGAGUGCAUACGUUACACAUCCCGAUACAAUGCCAGAAGCUGAAACUGCACCGACAUUUAAUUCGUUGUACGGAUUUGAAAAUGGUCGAAAAGAGAGAGUUAUGGUAGCUACGGAGACAGAAAUGAGGGCAGCGAAAUUACCAAAAAGAUACAGAGAUUAUUGUGCGCAUAAACUUCUACAAUUGGAAGACUGUAAAAAAUAUAAUUUUCCAAUGAUAAGAAAAUGCAGCCAUGAAAUGCAUGAAUGGGAACAAUGCCAAUAUGAAGAUUAUGUCAUGCGAAUGAAGGAGUUUGAAAGAGAACGCAGGCUUUUAGAAAGACAGAAGAGAAAGCAACAAGCAGCUGCUGCUUGAAAAAGCUGUUUCGUAGAUCUAUAGGAAUUUUAAAAAUUAAUAAUUGCUCGUAAUUUAGAA
Molecule: messenger RNA, 462 nt
Organism: Polistes dominula (European paper wasp)
Lineage: Eukaryota; Metazoa; Arthropoda; Insecta; Hymenoptera; Vespidae
Gene: ND-B18
Product: NADH dehydrogenase (ubiquinone) B18 subunit
Cellular component (GO): mitochondrion; respiratory chain complex I
Source: RefSeq, a predicted model, not a curated record